Messenger RNA from Williopsis jadinii, 1393 nucleotides. Its product is annotated as acetamidase/formamidase family protein. NCBI's taxonomy places the organism in Eukaryota, Fungi, Ascomycota, Saccharomycetes, Phaffomycetales, Wickerhamomycetaceae. Gene Ontology annotation, molecular function: hydrolase activity, acting on carbon-nitrogen (but not peptide) bonds, in linear amides. The coding region runs from base 53 to 1369 and encodes 438 amino acids. The transcript has a single exon. The record is from RefSeq and is a predicted model, not a curated record.
GCCUUCUCGUCCCAAGCAACUUUACUCUCGUGGAUGAUUACUCCAUAUAACAAUGGCCCCAGAAUACUUGGUUAAAAUAGACCUCAACAAACCAGCUUAUGAGCAGGAAGGUGUGCACAAUCGGUGGCAUCCUGAUAUUCCUGCUUAUAAGACCAUCUCACAGAACAAGUCGUACAAGAUUGAAUGCUUUGACUGGACUGGAGGUCAAGUUGGGAACAAUGACUCGGCAGAUGAUAUCAAAUAUGCAGAUUUGACAAGAAUUCACUACCUCUCUGGUCCAUUUAGCGUUGAAGGUUGUGAGCCAGGUGACGUUUUGAAAGUCCAACUUCAAGAUGUUCAACCUUUGGAGAGACAACCGUGGGGUUACUGUGGAAUCUUUGCAAAGGAAAAUGGUGGUGGGUUCUUGGAUAAACAUUAUCCCAAAGCUGCAAAAGCAAUCUUUGAUUUUGAAGGUAUCUACUGUACUUCAAGACAUAUACCAGGAGUGAAAUUCCCUGGAAUUUGUCAUCCUGGAAUCAUCGGUGUUGCACCAAGUCAUGAUGUGUUGAAAGAGUGGAAUACCAGGGAAUCACAGCUGGUUAAUGAGAAUCCAGAUGCAGAUUUUGUCAUGGCGAAUCUUCCAAACGAUAAAGGUGUCUUCGCUGGAACAAAGGCGUCGAAGGAGGUUAUCGAAUCUGUAAAGUUCAACGGUGCCCGCACAAUCCCUGGUAGGCCAGAAAAUGGAGGUAAUUGUGACAUCAAAGCGUUGACAAGAGGUUCCGUGGUUUAUCUACCAACGUACCUUCCUGGUGGACUCUUGAGUAUUGGUGAUCUUCACUUCUCACAAGGCGACGGAGAAAUAUCAUUCUGUGGGGCCAUUGAGAUGGCAGGCUGUGUCACAUUUGAGGUGAGUGUGAUCAAAAAUGGGAUGGAGAAACUGAACAUGAAGAGCCCAAUGUAUCUUCCAAGUAAUGUUGAGCCAACUUUUGGACCUGAUAGAUACCUCACAUUUGAAGGGUUCUCUGUCAAUGAAGAAGGGAAACAGUUGUGCCUCGAUACAACCGUUGCUUAUAGGCAGACUUGUCUCAGAGUGAUUGAAUACCUCAGAAGAUUUGGUUACAACGAUUAUCAGAUCUAUUUGUUAUUGUCAACUGCUCCCAUUCAAGGUCACAUUGCAGGUAUUGUUGAUGUUCCGAACUCUUGUACUACAAUUGGACUCCCAAUGGAUAUAUUUGAGUUCGAUAUCUCUCCUGAAGCUGAGGUCCAGAAGAAAGAUAUGGGGAAUUGUGCAUUUGCUACUGAUGAUUUGGAAGAGGGAUUCCCACUUACCGAUGAAUUAGCUAACAAGUUCCUUGAUAUCAUCAAGUCCACCAGAGGUUGUGGUCAUUAGUAACUUUAAGUAUUUAAAGAAGAG